GUCUGGGCGGUGCUGGCGCCUUGAGGGUUCGGACCCUAGGCGGCGCGGAAUCUGUAAACUGCCGGCCGCCCGGUGGUUGUAGGUGCUGUGGCCGCGUGGCCCGAGGGAGCGGGAACCUGGGAGCUGUGGAGGGCGUGACCCGGCCGGAGGGGAAGGCGUUGGCUCCCCAGACCCCCGCCUGUCCAGUCUCCAUCUGUGGGUCUCAAGCUCCUGGACAGACUGGCGUUGCCCAGCCCCAUGGACGUGAGUCCAGUGCUCUGUGCUCAUCCGCCUCUGAGCUCGGACUAGGGAGGAAGCUUUCUAUCCAAUAAAAAGUCUUCUGGCUCAGGACAAGAGCUAUGAUGAGACAAUGCCCGGGAUGGACUUCUCUCCAGAGACCCCUGGCCCGUGGAACCCUGCCCCGGCUUCCAUCAGCCCUUCCUUGCAGCUCCCCACCCCUGCCAUCGUCUUCAUCGCUGUGGGAAUCUAUUUGCUACUGUUGGGCCUAGUGCUGCUGACUAGACACUGUCUGCUGGCCCAGGGCUGCUGCACGGACUGCAGCUCCCCUUGCAGGAAACAAGGUGCUUCAGAGACCCAAGACUGCUGCUGGAGCUGUGCAGAAGCCUGCGACUUCCCUCUGCCCAGUCCCGCCCACUACCUGGAUGCCUGCUGCCCCCACCCCAGUGAAGCUGGCAAAGCAGCAGAGCUCUUGGCUAUCGUCAGAAGAAGCCAGGAGAGGAGCAGAGAGCUGAGGAAGGGUUGGGCCCCUCAGUGCCCUCGAUGCUGCCCAUUGUGUGACUGUGCCUGUGCCUGCCAGCUCCCAGACUGCCAGAGCCUCAACUGCCUCUGUUUCGAGAUCAAGCUCAGAUGAAAGAUGGGGCUGGGAGAGUGGCCAGCCCCCAGGGCCCCCUCUAUGACUCUUAGGACACUACUACUCAGGCACUGGAGCUAU
Molecule: messenger RNA, 931 nt
Organism: Mastomys coucha (southern multimammate mouse)
Lineage: Eukaryota; Metazoa; Chordata; Mammalia; Rodentia; Muridae
Exons: 6
Coding region: 350-850 (166 amino acids)
Source: RefSeq, a predicted model, not a curated record